Messenger RNA from Suillus discolor, 1013 nucleotides. RefSeq lists its product as uncharacterized. Gene Ontology annotation, biological process: DNA recombination; DNA integration. Lineage: Eukaryota; Fungi; Basidiomycota; Agaricomycetes; Boletales; Suillaceae. The transcript is spliced from 3 exons. The record is from RefSeq and is a predicted model, not a curated record. Gene Ontology annotation, molecular function: DNA binding. The coding region runs from base 57 to 1013 and encodes 318 amino acids.
AUAGUGGCCUGGAUCAUGAACUCGUGAGUGACACACUCUCUGGCUCGGACAGGCUGAUGAUGAUUCGAAGGUGCGACUCGAUCAACCUUGAUGGCACGCAGAAGCCAUUGAAUGAAGAGCGAGGGACAUAUGGGCAUGCCCAAAAGAUGCGUGCCUCUAUGACAUAUGCGUUUGGUAGGCUCCAGGGGCUUGGAAAUAUGUGGUGGCACGAGUCGGAUGUUGGAGGUGGUGUCAUGGUUGGCAAUCCCUCCAUAUCAACGGUGAGCAAUGUCUGGCCUCCCGAGUCAUGGAUAAUGAUAGUCAACCCCUCACAGGACAUUCUGUUCAAACUUUACCACCACAACCACCUCGAUGAAAACUGGGCUAUUCAGCCUUACCAGCCUGGCGAGCGCCUCAACUCACACCACUGGGGCGGCGGCCGUGCUCGGAGGCUGCUGCAGGCCGCAUACACCAUAGCAUUUGUGUGCAUGCUGCGCUUCGACGAAGUCCUCAAGAUCCAGGUGCACGACUUUGGAGUGUUCGAGAAGGGAGUGACACUACACCUUCCUUUCCGCAAGACGCAUCAGAAUGGAGAUAUCAAACCCUUCCACUUGUGGGCCUUCCCACCACACGAGGCCCACAUCUGCCCUGUCAGAGCCCUCGCAGCCUGGCUGUCCGAGUCGAGGAUCAAGUCUGGGUAUCCAGAAACAUUGCUGAUGAACUUACAGACCUCCGAACAAUUCUUAGAGCUUUUCCGCAACAACUUGCUGGACAUAGGCAUCGAUCCGGCCCCAUAUGGCACCCACUCAUUCCGACGAGGAGGCUGCCAGUACCUACAUGUCGAAAGACGUUGGGCGCUAAGGAAGAUCUGUGAGUGGGGAGGCUGGAGUGCCGAAUUUUCGAAUCUGACCAUAGUCAAAUAUCUCAUCUCAUCGAACGACGACCCUGUUGAGCCAAGGGAGCAUUUCUUCAAUCCUGAUAGACCUCCCACUGUCAAGUGCCCCCACUGCGGGAGAUGCUGCCCUUGUGGCUGA